CUAGGCAACCACCUUUUACGAGCAACGCCUUCCGCUAUACUAAGGCCUAACGCUCGCCGCCACCACAGAUGGACGUCCGAAGGCGCUAUUUCCACCACUCCUUUGUGACGCAGCUUCCCCGCCGCCUCCCUUCGUGGUCACGUGCGGCGGGAAUCAGCUGAGCCUUUACUUCCGUUUGCCGGCGUUCCGGGCUGCCGUUGAGUCCGAGCGGCCGGCGCGUGGGUAGGCGGGCAGGCCGGCCAGGCGGGUAGUAGUGUGUGGGGGGGGGGGCGGCCACUCGGCGCGGGAUUCUCAGCAGCGAGGAUGGCGGCCUCGGUGGGUCCGGGGACGCGCACGAAGACCAAGAAGAAGCACUUCGUCCCGCAGCGGGUGAAAGUGCUUCGCUCGGCCGACCCUCUUCUGGGCGUGCUGGCUUGGGGGAUCAACCAUCAGAUCAAUGAACUCAAUCAAGUUCCCCAGCCAGUGAUGCUGCUUCCUGAUGACUUCAAAGCCAGUUCUAAAGUAAAGGUGAACAACCAUCUCUUCAACAGGGAAAACUUGCCUGGUCACUUCAAAUUUAAGGAGUACUGUCCACAGGUUUUCCGCAACCUCCGUGAACGCUUCAACAUUGAUGAUCAGGAUUAUCAAGUCUCCCUGACACGUAGCCCACCAACCUAUGAGACUGAGGGUGGGGGUCGCUUUCUCCUGUCCUAUGACAGGACAGUGGUCAUAAAAGAGAUAACCAGUGAAGACGUAGCUGAUGUGCAUAGCCUUCUAUCACAUUAUCAUCAGUACAUUGUGAAAUGUCAUGGGAGUACACUCUUGCCCCAAUUCUUGGGUAUGUACCGGCUCAGUGUUGACAACGAGGAGAGCUACAUGCUGGUCAUGAGGAACAUGUUUAGUCACAGACUUACUAUACACCGAAAGUAUGAUUUGAAGGGUUCACUGAUAUCCCGUGAAGCCAGUGACAAAGAGAAGGGCAAGGAACUACCAACUCUGAAGGACAUUGAUUUCCUAAACAUGAACCAGAAAGUGUACAUCAGUGAAGAGGCCAAAAAAGACUUCAUGGAAAAGUUGAAGCGAGAUGUAGAGUUCCUAGUGCAGCUAAAGAUUAUGGACUACAGCCUUCUCUUGGGUAUCCAUGAUGUACAGCGAGCUGAACAAGAAGAAGAGGAAGACAUAAAAGAGGAAGAGGAAGAUGGAGAGGGUGAACCAGGGGCACCUGUGGGCUCAUAUGGAACAUAUCCUGAGGGCAUUGGCAGUUACCUAAACUCCCACAAACCAUUGGAGCCCGGUGACUUUGACCCUUAUAUUGAUGUCUAUGCCACUAAGAGUGCUGAAAAUAGUCCUCAAAAAGAGGUUUACUGCAUGGGCCUCAUAGACAUCCUCACGCAGUAUGAUGCCAAGAAGAAGGCUGCCCAUGCAGCUAAGACAGUCAAGCAUGGGGCUGGUGCAGAGAUUUCUACAGUGCAUCCAGAACAAUAUGCCAAGCGCUUUCUGGACUUUGUCACCAAUAUAUUUGCUUAGCAGUUUUUCAUAUGUCUUGUUGACCCAAAUCAAACCUUUCCAGCACCUUUGUAGUUGUCAGUCACCCUGCUCCCUGAUUCUCCGUAAGUAGGAUAGUUUUCAUCCUGCUAUUCUGGGAUCAGCAGGGGAAUUGGGCUGACUUCAGAUGAGUCCCACUCUUGCAACUGAGGGACGGCUGCUGAACCAAGUGCCUUAACUCUGAUCAUCUGCUGAGGUGAGAAAUGAUCGAGAGUACCAAAGAAACUGGUUACGAAUGCUUCGGAGAGCUACUUCUCCUUCCAUGCCGGAGGAAGAGGAGUGGCUGGUUUUUAUCUAAACACUGACUUCUUCCUUUCCGUUAAAUAGUACCAGUGUUAUGUCAUUUAGAGCAGGAUAAUGCUGAAAUAGAAUAAUAUGCAAUAUGAAGUUAGUUGUGCCUUGGAAGAAGGGGGUUGAAGGGAAUCUUCCCCAUUUACACAAUCAAAUAUUGUAUCCUAUGAUAUCCCAUUGUACUGCCUAUUUCAAAGCCACGCGCCAGUCGUAUACCUUUUCUACCAUCCCUGUAUACACAACCUUUGAUGGAAGACUGCACUGUGCCCCAUCUUUGUGAAUAGUUUUGCUCUGAUUCUACUCCUGUUGUCAAUAAUGGAAAUCUCUUCUGCUAAAGAAAAGAGCCCAGCACUGAAUCCAGUACCCCUUAAGCCUUUUUCCAUGUAGAAUUGCAGGUUCUUUGAACUUUGUGGCCCACAGGUUGCUAUUAAUGAGAAAAAAAUUACUUCAGACUCAUUGCUCUCAUGCAUCCUUUUUCCUUCCGUUUUCUAGUUGAGAAUAAGAGUUGAAGUAGGGUUUGAGAAGUUCUUUGUACUUUCUAAAUAAAUUUGGAGUGAACUCCUGAGUAAUAGCACUAUUGUCUGAAAUCCUGUCCUACAUACUGCAGAGCUUUUUUGAGUCUCCCUUGUCAGAGGGAGAUUGAGAGAAGGACACAAUAACACUAAUUUUGGAGGUAACUCUAAUCUUUGGGGUAAUUUAUACAGGAGCGUCUAUUGGGCACACAACCCAGAUUGAGUGGGUGUAACCCAUAAAAGGGCCUAUAAGGUAUGGCUAGGCUACUUGUGAUUUACCACCAUAUAUUAAAUUUGAAAUCUGCUGAGAAAUGCUAAGGAUGAAAGUCCUCACCAUUUAGGUUGUAAAGCUUUAACAUUAAAAUUAAAGCAAGCCUCAGAUGUUGGUGAACUGGCAACAGCAUCAAUACCAUGUCCAGUAAGAAUAGGGACUGUUGAGAGUUCAGCAACAGAUAGAGAGCCCUGGCUCCCUAUCCAAACAUAAAACACCUCCGUAUUGAAGUAGGAAUCAACCAAGCCUCAUUUAUUUUGUUUAGUGUUAUGAGAUAGGGAGGGUAUCACGCCCAGCUUCAGGAUGCUAUGUGAAGCAGCAUCUGUUUGCCUGUGCAUAAUGGCUCUAUAUGUUUCUUCUAUAUGUAUAUCAAAUUGGCAAACCAGUGUGUUUUGGGAAAAUGGCCUGUCUCAGUGGUUGAUCAAAAUGCCUCUUAAGGAGGAAACUGCUAUAAAUUAGCAGAUGCAUUAAAAACAAUAUCCCUUUUCACUCACCAGAAUGGGAAUUCUUGGAGAUACUUCAUUUAGCAAAGCAAGGAAUGCAGACAAGGAACUGGAUAUAUUAAAUGAUAUUUCCUCUAGUGCAAUGAGGAAUGCAGACAGAAAAGAACUGGAUAAAUUAAAUGAUCAUUAUUCAUUUAUUAUUGGCUUGGUUAAGAGAUCUUGCUUUCUGUAGUAGCUGUCCUAGCAGCAGGGGGAAGCUGUCACACUCCAGCUAUCUCUGAACUAUAAUUCCCAAUAACUCCAGCCCUCUAUGAGCAUUUAUGAGGAAUGCUGGGAAUUACAGUUUAACAACAUCGAGGGCCAGUAUUACCUACCUGGAAACUCUAGCUAUGGUUCAGGGUACAGUGCUACUAAGUUUGCUACUCUGGACCUGAAACAUGGGGGCUACUUUAUGGUUUGUAAUGUUUUCCCCUUCUGCCCCAUUACUGGUGUGUUGGGACUGAUGUCAUUUCAGCUCCCAGCACACUAAAGGCUGUGCCAUGGAGAUACAUUUAUGCUGUGGGGUUGUCUUCCUUCCAACCUUUCAGUGUUUUGUAAUUGUAUACAGUGUGUAUUUCUGGUUUACUCUUGUAUGGCUAAAAAUAAAUUAUUGAACCAAAAGUUUUCUGUAUGAAGUGCCCAGCUGUGCUGUUAUAUACUGCUAACCUAGCAGGGUAGAAGGAUGAACUCUGUUUCAGUGAAAGAAUAAAAGACUUUCCUUGGCCCUU
Ahaetulla prasina is the source of this 3808-nucleotide messenger RNA. It is a transcript of the gene PIP4K2C, whose product is annotated as phosphatidylinositol-5-phosphate 4-kinase type 2 gamma. Gene Ontology annotation, molecular function: phosphatidylinositol kinase activity. The record is from RefSeq and is a predicted model, not a curated record. Gene Ontology annotation, biological process: phosphatidylinositol metabolic process. The coding region runs from base 304 to 1506 and encodes 400 amino acids. The transcript is spliced from 10 exons. NCBI's taxonomy places the organism in Eukaryota, Metazoa, Chordata, Lepidosauria, Squamata, Colubridae.